AUGUCGUCUGGGCUGGCCUCGGACGAAGUGGCCGAGGACUACAAGAACUCCUUGGAGGAUCUAAUUACCAAUGACAGGUUUCAGAUCAGCAAUUUGACCGUCAUCGCGAAGGAGAACACGGAACAUGCGAUGGCUAUUUCUCGCGUCUUGGAAAAUCACAUUCGAACAACACCGCCGGCGCAGAAACUUCCUGCUUUGUAUGUAGUCGACUCGAUCGUCAAAAACGUAGGGACUCCCUACACGUUGUUCCUAGGCCGGAACAUGUACCAGACCUUCAUGAACGCCUACACCUUGGUCGAUUCGCAGACGCGCCGGAAACUGGAUGAGAUGUUGAAAACGUGGAAAGAGCCUGUCCCGGGGUCACUGGAUACCAGGCCAGUCUUUCCUCCUGACAUCACUCGCAGUAUCGAGAGCGCUUUGAUCAAAGCGAGAACGGCUGCCCUGCAGCAACAACAGGCUCGGGGCCAACAAGAGGUUCUUGGUCGCGGUCGAGUCGGAACUCCCCCUGGUUGGGGCAAUACACCCACGCCCCCUCAGGGGAUACCUCGGCAUCCGCCUUCCAUGCCGUACUCUCGGAAUGGAUCAGGCCAUGGGUACCAGGCUUCGCAGGGUGAUCCGCGCUCAUCGUCAACACCACAGCCUCCGCAGCACCGUGAGGUUGAUCUCGCCGCGUUGAACCGAGAUAUUGAGGUUCUCAUUACGAGUGCUCGAGCGGAUUUUGCUACCAACCCGUUGGACCCGUCGGUGCAACAGCGUCUCAAGGCUCUUUUGGAUCUCCAGGGGAUUCUACAGCGCCAGGAGCUUACACAGGAGCAGCUGAAGUUGGUCCGAGAUCAGAUCUCCGUCCUGACUCCCAAGCGUUCCACCUCGACUCCUCAGUCCUACCUCCCUAAUCUUUCCAAUCUUCCUAAUCUCCCCGCCAUGUCCGCAACGCCCAUGGCCCCACCUGCGGGCCAACCUGUCUCACAACCGCUCCAACAGCUUCUCAAUCCUGGAACACUCGCCGAACUGAUAAAGAAUACUGCUGCGCGCCAACAGCCUACUCCGCCUCCCCAAAUCCCCAAUAUCCUACCCCAGAUGGCGACGAACAGCAGCAUACCUCAGCCUAGUGUUACUCCGGUACCAGAGAAUCCUCUUCUUGCAGCCCUCCGGGCCCGCGGUCUCUUGCCUUCGGCUUCCGCUCCCCCAGCCGCUUCCGCCGUCCCAUCGGCAAAUCUCGCGUCUGCUUUUCCGUUAGUCAUGCCUGGUCAAGUACGAUUUACUCCUCCGGUCUCGACUCCCCAGCCCUCCAACAUCUCAAAUGGCCAACUGGAAGUUCAAAUGAACACUGCAUCUAUCAAAAUACCCCGACCCGGGCUGCUGGCUAGUCUUUAUGAAGCGAAGUCCAAUCGAUGUGGCACCUGUGGCCGUCGCUUUCACGCAACCGAGGAGGGCAAGGAGAAGAAAGCCCGUCACUUGGACUGGCAUUUCAAGACAAACCAACGGAUGGCAGACGCUGCUCGGCGCGCUCAGAACCGCAGUUGGUAUGUCGACGAGCGGGAUUGGAUCAAAUCUCGAGAAGCGGUCGACGACCAGAACCUCGACACGGAAACGCCAAACGAGGGCGCAACUGCGGGGGAUGGUGAAUCCGCCCACAAAGGACCCCCGAAACAGUGGAUCCGUGCACCGAACGAUGCCACCUUGAGGAAUACCCCUUGCCCUAUCUGUCAAGAGAAAUUCGAAUCUACGUGGUCCGAAGACGUCCAAGACUGGAUUUGGCAAGAUGCAGUCAAGGUGGGCAAUCGCGUAUACCACGCCAGUUGCUAUUCCGAAGUGACCAAGGAUGGGCCUACACCCGCGCAGCGAGGCACACCGGCCGGGCGAACAGGGACUCCGGAUUCCGUGCUUGGAAAGCGCAAAGCGGCAGAGGGAGUGGAAUCGCCAGGGCAGAAUGCUCGUGUCAAGACAGAACCGAUGUAA
This is a messenger RNA of Aspergillus campestris IBT 28561, 1959 nucleotides long. RefSeq names its product putative mRNA cleavage factor complex component Pcf11. Gene Ontology annotation, biological process: termination of RNA polymerase II transcription. The record is from RefSeq and is a predicted model, not a curated record. NCBI's taxonomy places the organism in Eukaryota, Fungi, Ascomycota, Eurotiomycetes, Eurotiales, Aspergillaceae. Gene Ontology annotation, cellular component: mRNA cleavage factor complex; cytoplasm. Bases 1 to 1959 code for a protein of 652 amino acids. The transcript has 6 exons. Gene Ontology annotation, molecular function: mRNA binding; RNA polymerase II complex binding.